CCACCACCACCAGUCUUGCUGCUGCAGAUUACCCCGCCUGACACUACCACAACCACAACCACCAAACAACAACGUCACCAAUCUCCAGUUCGUGCGCCCCCUCAGCACCUCCGCGCCCAAAAUGUCGACCAUGAAGGCCACCGGCGGCCACUCGCAGGCCUGCUGCAACAUUCCGCCCGUCGUAUCGUCCGGGUACCAGCACAAGGGCGCAUACGAGACCAUUGACGGCAAGAAGACAUACGUGACGGGUCCCGCGAAGGAGGCAUCCAAGGGCAUCCUGGUCAUCAUGGACAUCUUUGGCUUCUUCGACCAGACUGUCCAGGGAUGCGACAUCUUGGCCACCGCUGAUGACCACAACAAAUACGCCGUGUUUAUGCCCGACGCCUUCGACGGCAAGCCCCUCCCCAUCGACCUCUUCCCGCCCGACAACGAGGAGAAGCAGAAGAAGGUCGGCGAGUUCUUUGGCCAGAACAGCCCCCCGAGCUUCGUGCCCAAGGUCCACAGCGUGCUGAAGGACGCCCAAACGAAAUACCCCAACAUCAAGGAGUGGGGUGUCGUCGGUUUCUGCUGGGGCUCCAAGGUUAUCUCCUUGACCGUCAGCCAGUCUGACAACCCCUUCAAGAUCGGUGCAGAGUGCCAUCCAGCGAUGGUCGAUGCCGAAGAUGCGAAGAAGAUCAAGAUUCCCCUGACCAUGCUCGCAUCCAAGGACGAACCCGCCGAGGACGUCAAGAAGUUCGAGGAGGCCCUCACCGGCCCGAAGCACGUCGAGAUCUUCCAGGACCAGAUCCACGGCUGGAUGGCCGCGCGUUCGGACCUCAAGGACAAGCGGGUCGAGGAGGAGUACAUCCGCGGAUACAAGACUGUCCUCACGUUCUUUGCAAACAACUGGGCGUAAUGUGAUGAUGGCUGCCUUUAGUGGGGGGCCGAUCAAAAUAUUUGUGUUAUAACACAGAGAGGGGAAUCGAGAACAAUCGGGAGCGAAAAAGAUGAAGAAUAAUUAUUACCAGAUGAACCGAAAAUGGCUUAGUCACAACAUAAUACAGUUGAGUAUCACCUCGUCAACUCGAGAGCUGGUGUCUAAAUAAGAGCAUCUGCUACGUAU
Molecule: messenger RNA, 1102 nt
Organism: Cryphonectria parasitica EP155
Lineage: Eukaryota; Fungi; Ascomycota; Sordariomycetes; Diaporthales; Cryphonectriaceae
Exons: 3
Coding region: 122-895 (257 amino acids)
Molecular function (GO): hydrolase activity
Source: RefSeq, a predicted model, not a curated record